Melopsittacus undulatus (budgerigar) is the source of this 909-nucleotide messenger RNA. RefSeq names its product glycosyltransferase 8 domain-containing protein 1-like. Lineage: Eukaryota; Metazoa; Chordata; Aves; Psittaciformes; Psittaculidae. Gene Ontology annotation, cellular component: Golgi apparatus. The record is from RefSeq and is a predicted model, not a curated record. Gene Ontology annotation, molecular function: glycosyltransferase activity.
AUGGAACUGGUGGAGUUCCUCUCCACCAGUGGUCCGGUGAGACCUGCUUUGCCUCCUGCUGGGCAGUCUGGCGAUGAUGAUGUUAAGGAAAAUGUCUGGUUUCCUUUUAUGAGUUUGAUGUCUGUGGAAAGCAGUUGGGGGUGUGAAGUUAGGCACUCUGGCACAGAAGUUGUGGAUGCUGGAGAUGAUGGGCGGAAGAGGAAGGGCAAAGCUAACCGUCGAGUGCCUGCUAUCACUUCACUCACUGGAAAGACAAUGCAUUUCAGAAAGCACUUGCUGAAGACACUGGCGACACUGGCAGGGGAGCAGGGUGUCAUCCCUUUAAAGUUCAAGAAUAUCAUCUUGUACAAUUACAACACUCCUUUGAAACCUGGACAUGCAGCUGCAUUUUCAGAUGAUUGUGACUCAAUCACCAAUAAAGUUGCUGUCCAUGGGGCAGGCAAUCAGUAUAAUUACAUUGGGUUUCUAGAUUACAAAAAAGAAACCACCCGAAAGCUUGCCAUGAAAGCCAACACCUGCUCUUUCAAUCCAGGGGUUAUUGUUGCCAAUUUGACAGAAUGGAAAUUGCAGAACAUCACGAAGCAAUUGGAGAAGUGGAUAGCACUGUAUAUAGUAGAGCAACUUUACAGUAGGACUCUGGCUGGCAGCAUUACAACACCUCCAUUGCUAAUUGUAUUUUACAAGCAACAUUCCAAUAUUGACCCCAUGUGGAACGUCUGGCAUCUCAGGUCUACUGCUGGAAAAAGUUACUCUCCUCAGUUUGUGAAAGCUGCCAAGUUGCUCCAUUGGAAUGGACAUUUCAAGUCAUGGGGAAGGACAGCUUCAUAUGCUGAAGUCUGGGAGAUCCCUGACCCUACAGGCAAGUUCAGCCUAAUCCCCAGACAUUCAGAAGCCUAUGAAGCAAAAUAG